AUGCCCGACUCCCACAACUUCAUAGUCGGCACCUUCAACACACCCCAUCUAUACACCCUGAGUUUCACCCCUCCAUCAACCUUGACCAUCCUAGCCAAGCACAACGCCGUCGGCUCACACUCAUGGCUACACCUCAACGAAUCCAAAACGAACCUCUACGCCACAGCCUGGACCGAGCCACCAUCCGUAGCCGCCUAUAAGAUCAACGACUCAGCAGGUAAAUCCGUCUCACAGAUCUCGCUGGCCCACACGGCAACACGAUCAGGCUACGUAACCGCCACCAAGACCGCGUUGUUCUCCGCUGGCGGACCGUCCGGGGAGGUCUUCUCGCUUGACCCAGAGAGCGGCGCCAUCAUUCAACCGUCAUCGGAAAAGCCCGACUCAAACCAUCCAAACGGCACCAACACCUCAUCCAAAAUCCAACCACUCCAAACCCUCUCCUUCAUCGACGCAGAGAACAAGCAGAACGCAGGUAACGCGGUCCUCGACUUCGGCGGCCUCCGCCACGGCGCCCACUCCACCGACCUCUCCCCCAGCGAACAUGCCCUCUACGUAGCCGACAUCGGCCGCAACUGCAUCUGGACGUACUCCGUCUCCCCUACUAACGGUACCCUCACCCUCGGCGAGAAACACAUCAGUCCGCGACCGGACGACGGGCCGCGACACGUGUGGCCGCAUCCGAAUGGGAAGGUGGUGUAUUGCUUGCAGGAGCAUACAAGCAUUGUGGACGUGUUUGAGUGUGAUGAGGCAGGUGUGAAGUUGACGUGGGUGCAGGGCAGGAGGAUUGUGCCGAAGGAGCACGGGAAGGAGUUGUUUUGGGCGGAUGAGGUGAGGACGAGUUUGUCGAAUGGUGGGAGUCCGAAGUAUCUGUAUGCUAGUACGCGGGGUCUGAAGGAGGGGGUCACGCCGGGGUGGGUGGCAGUCUAUGCGCUGGACGUGAAUGGGCUCAUCACCUCGACUGGCUCGGAGACAGCAGAAGACUCGAAAGACGAGCACAACCAAAAUGGUCUCCUAGCGCUAUGGGAAACGCCUACGUCCGGCGGCUGGGCGAACGCGGUCCAGCCUGGGCCGACGGUGGAUGGCGUGGAGUAUCUGGCACUGACGGAUAGCGAGAAGGGGUAUGUGAUGGUGUUGAGCUGGGAUGGGCGGGAGAUCAAGGAGGCUGCAAGAGUGAGAUUGGAAGGCGGUGGAGAUAAAGUUGAAGGCGCAGCUACUGCUGUUUGGUUGUCGUAA
Molecule: messenger RNA, 1233 nt
Organism: Cyphellophora attinorum
Lineage: Eukaryota; Fungi; Ascomycota; Eurotiomycetes; Chaetothyriales; Cyphellophoraceae
Product: Muconate cycloisomerase 1
Exons: 1
Coding region: 1-1233 (410 amino acids)
Molecular function (GO): 6-phosphogluconolactonase activity; protein binding
Source: RefSeq, a predicted model, not a curated record